CGACAAAUCGCCAUUUGACACUUUGAUUUGUCGCCUAUUCGUGGAAACAGCAAUGAUAAUUAUUUCAUUUCACAUCCCGAAAGUUGCAUUCUUGCUUUAUUUCACCCUUAAUCAAUGUAUUGCCCGAGCACAUUGGCGACAGUCUCGGCAAGCACACGAUUUAUCAGGUGCUGGUAACAAACAAGGAUUUCAGUGGUCUAGAAGUUUACUGGAAAAGUUUUGCAUGAACGAUCGGCAAAAAUUUCGCGAGCUUCUUGAACCAAUCCUUGUCCCACGAAUUGUUGGCACACAAUCUCAUGAAGAAGUUGCUGGGCACUUGUCAAGGACAUUAUCGGCUUUAGGUUUUACAACUGAAUGGGAUUUAUUCGAGGAAGCUACUCCUCACGGCAUGAAAUCAUUCAAGACAUUAAUUGCUACACAUGAUCUAAGCGUCCCUAGACGACUUGUACUUGCAUGCCAUUAUGAUUCAAAAUUCCUGAAAGGAGAAAUUUUCAUUGGUGCUACCGAUUCUGCAGUGCCUUGUGCGAUGCUGCUCGAAAUGGCGCGCACACUUGGUCCACAUUUACGCAAUCGCAGGAGAAGAGAUAUAACUCUUCAGUUGAUUUUUUUUGAUGGUGAAGAAGCGUUUCAUGAAUGGUCAGAAAUAGAUUCAUUGUAUGGUUCUCGUCAUUUAGCUUCAAAAUGGAACCAGGAAUAUUUCAUGAACAUCUCUCAAUCAUCUUUCGAAGUUAAGAAGGAAAUUGAUCGAAUUGAUUUAUUUAUACUACUCGAUCUACUCGGUGCACCAAACCCAGUUUUUUACUACUUUCAUGGUUUUUUAUCCAGAAAUGCAUACUUGGAGAUGGUGAAGAUUGAAAUGGAGCUGACGAAAAUUGGUUGUUUACACCAAUUACAUCCAAUAUUCAAACCUCGGACAGUCUAUAGUACAGUACAAGAUGAUCACGUACCAUUCCUGAAUCUCAAUGUACCUAUUUUGCACCUCAUACCUCUGCCAUUCCCAGAUGUAUGGCAUAAAGCAUCCGAUAAUGCUAGUGUUUUACACUAUGAAACCAUUGAGAAUUUGAAUUCAAUCUUGAGAGUGUUUGUUUCAAAAUACCAUGGAUUGGUCGCAUAGGAUGAGGAGCACUCGGAACUUUGACCUGGAAUAAAUGAAAUAGGAC
Loa loa (African eye worm) is the source of this 1160-nucleotide messenger RNA. RefSeq lists its product as hypothetical. Gene Ontology annotation, molecular function: glutaminyl-peptide cyclotransferase activity; zinc ion binding. The transcript has 7 exons. Bases 53 to 1114 code for a protein of 353 amino acids. The record is from RefSeq and is a predicted model, not a curated record. Lineage: Eukaryota; Metazoa; Nematoda; Chromadorea; Rhabditida; Onchocercidae.